Messenger RNA from Sabethes cyaneus, 480 nucleotides. RefSeq names its product cuticle protein 16.5-like. NCBI's taxonomy places the organism in Eukaryota, Metazoa, Arthropoda, Insecta, Diptera, Culicidae. The coding region runs from base 1 to 480 and encodes 159 amino acids. The record is from RefSeq and is a predicted model, not a curated record. The transcript is spliced from 2 exons.
AUGAAGUUCAUUAUCUUCGUCAGUUGCAUCGCCCUGGCCAGUGCUGCCCCCGAGUACUACGGAGGCCACGGAUAUGCCGCCCACGGUUAUGCCGGCCACGGAAUCUCGUACGCGUACGCUCCGGCCGCUCCGGUGGUGAAGUAUGCUGCCGCACCGGCACCGGUGGUGCAGGUGGUGCACGCCGCUCCCGCCGUACACGCCGUAGCGCCGGCACCGGCCAUCGUCAAAGCGGCCGUCCCGGCGGCCACCAGUUACGCUACCAUCCACCAGGUGCACGCCCCCGUCGUUCAUGCUGCCCCGGUAGUUCACGCAGCUCCGGCCGUCGUCAAAUAUGCCGCCCCAGCACCGGUAGUUUCCUACGUGCAGGCUCCGGCUCCGGUAGUGAAAUACGCUGCAGCACCGGCGUACGUGCACGCCGCUCCCGCCCCGAUUGUUAAGUACGGUGGAUACGGAGGAUACGGAGGAUUCCACGGAUGGUAA